CAAAGAAACGUUAAAAAAUCUUACACUUCAGUUCUAUUGUUGCGUGACGCACGCGCUUCUCAAAUCUCAACUUUGGUCUGUAUUUGAAUACUUCCUGUACACAACUAUGUAUAGACUGAAAUUAGGUUAAUUGUAUCUCGUGUUGGAUGUGUAACGAAAAUUCCGAUUUACAGAGUGGAAAGAUUUGUGGAACGAUACAUUAUGAGUGCUUCAAACAAUGAACGUCUUAUACAAACAGGGAUUUUAACAGUGAGUGAUAGAUGUUUCAAAGGACAAGCUGUUGAUAAAAGUGGUCACAAUUUACAAGCUAUGGUUCCCAACUUAUUUAAAGCGGAGAUUACAGCUACACAAUGCGUACCGGAUGAUAUUAACAAAAUACAGGAAGUGUUACUUCACUGGUGUGACAACAUGAAAUUGGACCUUGUUUUGACAACAGGUGGCACUGGUUGUACUCCUCGUGAUGUUACUCCUGAGGCUACAAAAGUAAUUCUUGAACGAGAAGCUCCAGGAAUGGCCACAGCAAUGAUGAUUGAAUCUCUAAAGAUUACACCUUUGGCUAUGAUUUCUAGGCUUAUUUGUGGAAUUCGUGGUAAAACUCUUAUACUAAACCUUCCUGGAAGCACUAAUGGAUCAAAGCAAUGUAUGGCAUUUGUAAAAUCAGCAAUACCUCAUGCUGUAGAUCAGCUCAAUGCAGAUACUGAGAAAAUUGAUGAAACACACAGAUUUCUAAGACAUGCUUCAUGUAAGACUUACCCCAAGAAGAAACAUGAAGAGAUGACGGUAACUGUAUCUGACAAGCCACGUCAGUCUCCAUAUCCUUUAAUCUCUGUUGCAGAAGCUCAAGCUGUUGUUCUAAAAGAGGCUGACUGUUUACAAACUCAGAUCUUGGAUUUCGAAGAAGCACUUGGAUAUGUGUUAGCUGAAGAAAUAACAUCUGCUGACAAUAUCCCACCUUUUCCUGCAUCAGUCAAAGAUGGCUAUGCUGUACUUUCAAGUGAUGGAGCAGGCAUACGAAAGGUAGUUGGUGAUGUACCAGCAGGAUUUUGGCCUGAUGAUCUAAUAGUUAAUAGUGGAUCCUGUAUCAGAAUAAAUACAGGAGCUGCAGUGCCCUCUGGAGCUGAUGCUGUGGUUCAGGUUGAAGAUACAGAACUUUUAGAAACAUCAGAAGAUGGACAGAAGGAACUUAAAAUAACUAUCCUUAAGCCUCCCACUGUUGGUCAAGAUAUACGACCACCUGGUUCAGAUGUUAAGCAAGGAACAGUGGUGUUAAGUUCUGGCUCAAACUUAGGACCAGCUGAAUUAGGUUUGUUAGCAACAGUUGGCACCACAAAAGUGAGUGUGUAUUGUAAGCCAAGAAUAGCUGUUCUGUCCACAGGAAAUGAACUAGUCAGACCUGAUGAGUUUUUGCAACCAGGAUGUAUACGUGAUAGCAACAAGACUAGCUUGAAAUCUCUUCUCCAACACCGAGGAUUCACAGUAGUAGAUGCAGGGAUUGCUAUAGAUAAUCAUGAAGACCUGGUAAAGAAAUUUAAAAAAGCCUUUGAAGUGGCUGAUGUAGUUGUAUCUUCUGGUGGUGUAUCCAUGGGAGAAAGGGAUAUUCUGAAACAAGUGCUUGAAAACAGCUUUGGAGCUAAAAUUCAUUUUGGUCGUGUCUUCAUGAAACCAGGGAAGCCAACUACAUUUGCCACAUUGCAAUUUAAGAGUAAGAAAAAACUGGUGUUUGGGCUGCCAGGUAACCCCGUCUCUGCAAUUGUUACAUGUAACUUGUAUGUCUUGCCUGUUCUGAGGAAGAUGAUGGGCUUUCAUAGACCACUAAAUACGACCAUCAAAGUCAAACUGGCACAUCCAGUAACACUGGAUCUUCGACCUGAAUAUCACUGUGCUACAUUGAAGUGGGAACUAGAAAAUCCUGUGCCAUCAGCCACUAGUACAGGAAAACUGAUUAGCAGUAGACUUCUAAGCAUGACUAGUGCCAAUUGUUUGUUGAUAUUGCCACCAAGAACAAAUUCUUUAGAAAUGUUGGAUAAAGGUCAACAAGUGGAUGCUGUAAUUAUUGACUGGAUAUAAGUUUUUUCUGAAGAAUAAAUCCUAACAUUUGAAGUUCA
Messenger RNA from Limulus polyphemus (Atlantic horseshoe crab), 2105 nucleotides. It is a transcript of the gene cin, whose product is annotated as gephyrin-like. The record is from RefSeq and is a predicted model, not a curated record. The coding region runs from base 202 to 2067 and encodes 621 amino acids. Gene Ontology annotation, cellular component: postsynaptic membrane; cytoplasm; cytosol. Gene Ontology annotation, molecular function: molybdopterin molybdotransferase activity. The transcript is spliced from 20 exons. NCBI's taxonomy places the organism in Eukaryota, Metazoa, Arthropoda, Merostomata, Xiphosura, Limulidae. Gene Ontology annotation, biological process: molybdenum incorporation into molybdenum-molybdopterin complex; postsynaptic neurotransmitter receptor diffusion trapping; gamma-aminobutyric acid receptor clustering.